Myotis daubentonii (Daubenton's bat) is the source of this 4835-nucleotide messenger RNA. RefSeq names its product terminal nucleotidyltransferase 4B (gene TENT4B). Gene Ontology annotation, cellular component: TRAMP complex; nucleolus. Lineage: Eukaryota; Metazoa; Chordata; Mammalia; Chiroptera; Vespertilionidae. The record is from RefSeq and is a predicted model, not a curated record. Gene Ontology annotation, biological process: RNA 3'-end processing; polyadenylation-dependent ncRNA catabolic process. Gene Ontology annotation, molecular function: poly(A) RNA polymerase activity; mRNA binding.
CGAGGCCCCGCCCUGGGGCCGGAGAAGCGAGGACGCUACGGAGCAGGCGCAUCCCGCCGCCGCCGCCGCCACUGCCACCGCCGCCGCCGCCGCUCACCCUUCUCCGGAGCCGCCGCCGCGGCCGCCAUUUGCACGGGGACCUCGGUGACAGGCUCAGCGGAGGGGCGGAGGGAGGGGGGAGGGCCCGCGGAGUCCCCGAGGGCGGGCGCGUCGCCGCCGGCAGCCCGGGCAGCAGCGGGAGCAGCGGGAGCAGCGGGAGCAGCAGCAGCGGCGGCGGCAGCAGCAGCCGAGGCCGGGCGUGCGCCCGAGGCGCGUCGGCGGCGGGCGGCCGUGCGGGAGGCCGGGAGGGGCGGGGGCCGAGGCCGCCGCCGUUUGAUGGAUCCGAGGAUCGCCUGGUUCCAGCCAGAGCAGCUCGGACCGUCCAACAGUCUGUGGAUGCAGAUCUGGGAGACGACCCAGGGGCUGCGCAACCUCUACUUCAACCACCACUGUCACAGCAGCGGCGGCGCGAGCGGCGGCGGCGGCACGGCCACCGGCGGCAGCGGCAGCCCCGGCGGCGCGGCCCCGGCCCCGGCCCCGGCCCCGGCCGGCAUGUACCGUUCCGGGGAGCGCCUGCUGGGCGGCCCCGCGCUGCCCGCGGAGCAGCGGGACUUCCUGCCCCUGGAGACGACCAACAACAACAACAACCACCACCAGCCCGCGGCCUGGGCCCGCCGGGCAGCCGCGGGUCCCUCGGCGUCCCCGGCCCCGUCGGCGUCCCCGGCCCCGCACUCGGCCGCCGUCCCCGCCGCGGAGCCCACGGACCCGGCCUCGGGCAGCAGCAACAAGCGGAAGCGUGACAACAAGGCCAGCACCUACGGACUCAACUACAGCCUGCUGCAGCCCAGCGGAGCGCGGCCCGCGGGGGGCGGCCGGGCAGACGGCGGCGGGGGCGCGUACAGCGGGACCCCCUGGAAGCGGAGGAACUACAACCAGGGAGUCGUGGGCCUGCACGAGGAGAUCAGCGACUUCUACGAGUACAUGUCGCCGAGGCCGGAGGAGGAGAAGAUGCGGAUGGAGGUGGUGAACAGGAUCGAGAGCGUCAUUAAGGAGCUCUGGCCCAGCGCUGACGUCCAGAUAUUUGGGAGCUUCAAAACGGGCCUGUACUUACCCACCAGUGACAUCGACCUCGUGGUGUUCGGGAAGUGGGAGAACCUCCCGCUCUGGACCCUGGAGGAAGCUCUCCGGAAGCACAAGGUCGCCGACGAGGAUUCGGUGAAAGUCCUGGACAAAGCCACCGUGCCUAUCAUCAAGUUAACAGAUUCCUUCACGGAGGUGAAGGUGGACAUCAGCUUUAACGUGCAGAACGGCGUGCGGGCGGCGGACCUGAUCAAAGACUUCACCAAGAAGUACCCGGUGCUGCCGUACCUGGUCCUGGUGCUGAAGCAGUUCCUGCUGCAGAGGGACCUGAACGAGGUGUUCACGGGCGGCAUCGGCUCCUACAGCCUCUUCCUCAUGGCCGUCAGCUUCCUGCAGUUACAUCCCAGGGAAGAUGCUUGCAUCCCCAACACAAACUAUGGUGUUCUCUUAAUAGAGUUUUUUGAAUUAUAUGGACGGCACUUCAAUUAUUUAAAGACUGGCAUCCGGAUAAAGGAUGGGGGCUCAUAUGUGGCCAAAGAUGAAGUCCAGAAGAACAUGCUGGAUGGCUACAGGCCGUCGAUGCUCUACAUCGAGGACCCUUUGCAGCCAGGCAAUGACGUCGGGAGGAGCUCGUACGGAGCCAUGCAGGUGAAGCAGGCCUUCGACUACGCCUACGUGGUGCUGAGCCACGCCGUGUCGCCCAUCGCCAAGCACUACCCCAACAACGAGACGGAGAGCAUCCUGGGCAGGAUCAUCAGGGUGACGGACGAGGUGGCCACCUACCGGGACUGGAUCUCCAAGCAGUGGGGCUUGCCGAGCAGGCCCGAGCCCUCAUGCAACGGAAACGGUGUCACCCUGAUGGUGGAGCCCCCGCAGCUGGAGAAAUGUCACAGGGGCCUCUCGGGCGAGAGCGACGCCCUCGGGAAAUGCAGGGGCAAGACCUCGGAGCCGCUCAGCAAACACUCUUCCAACUCCUCGUCGGGCCCCGUGUCCUCGUCGUCCGCCACGCAGUCCAGCUCCAGCGACGUCGACUCCGACGCCACGCCGUGCAAAACCCCGAAGCAGCUGCUCUGUCGUCCGUCCGCCGGGAGCCGAGUGGGGUCGCAGGAGGUGGCCGUGGAGGCCUCGCCGGCGGGGGGGAAGGUGCAGAGCGCCCCGGCCCCCGCCACACCCAGCAGCGCCAGCAAGUCACAGCACGGACCCGCCCGGCUCUUCCGUUCUUCCAGCAAAGGCUUCCCAGGUACAGCUCCCACCAGCCAUGGUGUCCUGGUGGCAAACAAGCCGCAUCCAGGCAAACCCACUAACCAGUGCUUCCACGGCAAGCGGAGGAAGCACAAGAGGGACGCCCCCCUCGCCGACCUCUGUAGGUAGUCGGCGGGGCCACGGACGCCUGUGUGUGCAGUGACCUCACGCCCGGACAGCGGCCCGGGGCCUCCCGGGACCGUUCAGGAGCCUGGCGCCGGCCACGUGUUGAUUGAGCGACUGUGUUUUCCCGGCUCGUCACGGACGGAUCAUGAAGACUGACGGCGGCAAAAGCCAAACGCACGCCAACGGGGCGGCUGCUCGUUCGAUCAGUCAUUUGCUGCAACAGGGUCGUUUCGGGUCCCAAGCCUGAAUGUAAAGUAGGUCUGUUUCUCCGGCUUCAUGCAGAGCCAGGGAGCAGGCGGGGGGCGGGGGAGGAGAACAGGCCUCAUAGGAAGCCCAGAUUCCCAGGGGGAAGUGGUCUGUGCAUGUGUUUUUUAAAUAUUUUUGCAUAUAUUUACCAUUUUAUUGUGUGUAUAUAUAGAUGACCACAUAGGAAAUCGAUAUUUGUAAUAGUGGAUUUGUUAAGACUUUUUACAUAACAUUACUGUUUAAAUUGUAAACAGAUUUUUCUCAGGAUUAGUUUGCAAAAUAAUCUGAAUUGUCAUCCUAACACCCACGCGUAGGGACGUGACUCGCUCUCGCACUCGACUCUCUGUGUUGAAUGACCUAGUGGGGCCCCCAGGACCGGCCGCCGCGAGCACGUCUCCUCCCUCGAGUAAAGGUUCUUAUGGUGGCAAAUGACAUUGAUUUUAUUUUGUACAAACAAAUAUAUAUCCGUACUAUGUACUUUCGUGUCAACACUGAACAGCUCGCUCAUCUCCGAACGUGAACUGGCACCCGCGCCCUAUCGUGCUGUCGGCUGGGCAGUGGGCAGGUAUGAGAUUCCAUGUUUGUUUCCUCUGCGGUUUUUUUUUUAACUUGUGAUCGGGUGAGAGGCCACAUGUCCGUCCCCCACCUGCCGCCCGAGCCCCGGCUGCGGACUCUGCACGCGGCGCCUCCCGCUCGGGCUCUGCGCCUGCCUGUCUCUCAUCUCUUUUUUAAAGCUCAUGCUCCCAUGGGAGGGAACACCUACCUGAAAGCUUUAAGUAAAUCACACGGACAAAAGCUAUUUUCUUAUAUCCACUUGAUGCUUUUGGUAUUGUCGAUCUUUCCAAACGAAAUGGUCUUUGAUAAUGGUCUGUUUUGUAUUGCCUCACGAAGACCAAAUACUUCUUGUCCUCCCAGUCUUCCGCCUCCUCCCAUGGGAUUGUUAUCUUGAAUUAAAACGUUUUUAAACAUUGGCUUGUUUCAAUCACACUGUACCUGUCGGUGGUGGUCAGCUUCGGGUGCAGACAAGAUGUAUAUUCUGUCACGCGUCACACGUUGAGUUUGGGAAUAUUUACUGUGAUCAAAUGAAUGUAAGUGAAUUUUUGAAAUCGCUGUCUGUAGGUGGAAGCGCUCAUGUCUAGAAUCAGUGUGUGUGGCUCUGUCCAUGACAGCCAUGUCUGAGAUGAGAUUGUUUUAUGUAUACAUAUAUGCACACGUAUGAAGUACUGUCGGUUUUUAGGAGUUUCUUUUAUUCGCACUAAUGAAAUACCGAAGACCAAUCAGACCAUGAAUGGACACUGAGUGCAACUUUUUAUAAAGAAAAUAAUGCGAAAGUCAGACCAGAACCGAUGUCAUCCCUGAAAUCAACCAUUUCCAACGUGUUCGUUAUUUUAAUUCACAACCGAAAAACGUGUUCCAGAACUGGAGACUCCAACGUCGUGCGAACCAUGUGACUUUCGAUGUGAUGUUACCUUGACAAUGUUUUAAAUUUGAAGGUGCCCAUUUGAUUCCGAUCAGGGUUUUUUAACAAGGGUGUCGAGCUGCUGUUUGUUCUUUGAAACUAGUUUUGUCAUGACCUGUCGUGUGCAUAAUCACAGUAUUUAUUUCCUAGGACUGUUGCGAAUGUGUAGACUCCGGUUUACCGCUAAGGGAACAAUUAUUUAUACAAUAAAUGGAAUUCAGUGUUAGCUGCCCACUGCGGACCCUCAGUACCUGCGGAGACCCGUGUGCCGUCGGCCGCACUGGUUUCUCUCACAGAAUCGCCCUCGUUGUCGACCGUGAACGUCCUCUUGGGGUGCGGACAGGCGCGCCCCACAAGCAUGUGAUUGUUUGCAAGGUGGUGAUCGCGGGAAGAUAAUCUUGAUUCCAUUGGGAAUCUUAGGUUUUCGUACAUUUAUUGGGAAAAUCGUUUUUCCUGGACUGCUGAUGUUUCUUUUUGGUAAACAGUGUCUUUCUAAAAGAGAGAGAAAGCAUGAAGGAGAACCUGAGGCGUGUGCAUUUCCUCCAACGACCAGCACUGUUCUCGUGAAUACUGUGUACCUUGCAGCGAACGGCGUCGGCGCUGUUCCUUGUUCAAUCUAAGUAAAAGACUUUGAAGACGCUCA